UGACUAAGAUACGCGUCUUAAAAUUGUUUGACAGUUGAAAAUUUAUCCAUCCUACUUUGCUUUUCGCGAAGACGCAUCUCGAGAAAUAUGGAUCAUUCCUCCAUCAAACAACUUGGCCUGCUGUUGGUGCUUCUCGUCUUUAUUUGCCAGAACACACUGGCCCAGCCUGGAAAGUGUUCUGUGCUGCAGUUCUGCGAUCAAGCAGCAAUAAACACGAAACUGAGAGACCUUGGAGGGAAGAUAUCCGCCCAAAAGAAAGAAAUUGAUACGCUUGCUGGAAUGCUUGGGUUGUUUGGGCGAAACGUAACGACUAAACUGAACGACCUUGAUGGGAAGAUAUCCGCACAAGAAAAAGGGAUCAACAAGCUGGUCGUAAUUAUGAAGUCCGUUGGAGAUAACGUGAUGAUGAUCAAGAGAAACUGUGUCAAACCAGAAUGCCCCGCCAGUUGGGUGAUGUUCCGGCGCUCUUGCUACAAAGUAGUCAAGACAAUUGCGAACUGGACUGAUGCUAGGGCUACCUGUGGUAAACUCGGCGGAGACCUGGUGAAGAUCAAAGGCGAAGAGGAAAACAAAUUAUUGUAUAACCUUUCGCGCAAGGAGGCUCCAUCAGCGCCUCAUAUGUGGAUUGGGCUAAAGCGGAACCCUAACGAUAAGAAGUUCUACUGGGUUGACGGCUCAAAGCCAGGCUACACGAAGUGGAUGAAGAAUGAGCCGAAUAACGCCUAUGGCAACGAAAACUGUGGCCAACUUUACAGCGUACCGGAUAAUCUGCCUUACUUCCAGCAAUGGAAUGAUUAUGAUUGCAGUAGAAAAUGCACCUUUAUUUGUGAAAAAUCUGCUUUUCUGUGAUUAAUAAAAGAGCUUUGAAAUUUG
This is a messenger RNA of Nematostella vectensis (starlet sea anemone), 873 nucleotides long. RefSeq names its product perlucin-like protein. Lineage: Eukaryota; Metazoa; Cnidaria; Anthozoa; Actiniaria; Edwardsiidae. Bases 88 to 849 code for a protein of 253 amino acids. The record is from RefSeq and is a predicted model, not a curated record. The transcript has 4 exons.